AUGGAAAGUUCAAAUAUAGGAGAAUAUAAUUAGGGAAACUAUUCAAAAUGGAUUGAUAGAUUCCAAUUAUAAAUUUAAUUGUUAUGGUUUACUUAAAAUGAAGGAAAGAAUCAAUCGAAUUUACUAGACAUUAUGACAUAGGAGUAUAUCAAAUUUAGUAGUGAUAAAAUUAAUGAAUAAAUUGAAUUGAUUACUAGACUCAUGUAGUAAAGAUCAUCUCUUGUUAAUUCGAUUUUGGAUAAAAAUUUAGAAUAGCAAAACUAAUUAUUAAGUUCUUAACAACACUGCACAGAAGUAAUAAUAAAGAAAUAUGAAUAAUUCUUGGAAGAUUUAAUUCAUUUUAGUAGAUAAUUUAAAAAUAGAGAAGAAUUGAUAGAAUUUAAAAGAGCUCAUGAUGAAUAUUAUAAGGAAAUGAAUGAAUUUAAAACUGCCAUAAUGAAAAAUUUGAGAUAUUAUUAAGGAAAGAUAGAUAAUAAGUCAAGGUUAAGGAAGGUCAUUCGUAGUGCAAUUAAUAAAGUACUUUAGAAAAAGGGGAUAGAUAAGAAUUUAUCAGAGAUGUUAGUGAAAUAUGAAUGUAUGAUAGAGAAGCAUGAAGUGGCAAUAGAUAAGAAAGACUUAAAAUUAUUUAAACUUGAUUAAGAAAUGAUUAAAUUAAAAAAAGAAUAGGGAACAAUAGAAGAAUAAAAGAAUUUAGCUUAAAUUCAAUUAUUAAGUGAAAAAAGUAAUAAUGAGAAGUGGAAGUAGAGUGAAUAAAAAUUAUUGGAUAAAUAGAGAAAGUAAUAGGAUUAAGUAAAUGUAUUGAAUUUCAAUUUAAAUUUAUUUUGCUAAGAUUUAUAUCGUAAAUUUACUCCUAGAUUAUUAAAAUUGUAUGAAUAUAAAUUGUUAAAUGUACAUUAGAAACAUUUUAGGAAAGAAUUACCUUAAAGUGUUAUAAUAUCUCAUGAUGGAGAUUAUGCAAUAUCUAGUGUAAGUCAAGAAUAAUUAUUAUUAUGGAAAGUGAAUGAAGAAAAAAAGGAUUGGUAAUUAGAAAGUUAAUUAAAAUAAGUAGAUCAAAUUUUAUGUUUAUGUUUUUAUGAUGAAAAAGGUUCAUUUUUUGCUGGUUGUGAAAAUGGAUCAAUAGUUUAUUGGUAUAGAAAUGAUUAAAAAUGGACACCUUAUAUUUAGACAUAACAACAUUAAAGAGGAGUUAAUUUUAUAUAAGGAGAUUAAAAAAAUGGUUAAAUGGUAUCUGUUAGUGAUGAUUGUACAAUAAAAAUUUGGAUUUAAAAAGAAGAUGAAAUGAUUUGGGAAGUUAAAUACACUUUAUAAGGUCAUUAAUCUGGAAUUUAAACAGUUUAAUUUAAUAGAAAUUCUAAUGUUAUUGGAAGUGGAGGAUUCGAUAAAACAAUAAUAUUAUGGAAUUAUAAGAAUUAAGAAUGGAUUCAAAAUCAAAUACUGAAAGGACAUAAAGGCAGUAUAACAACAUUAUGUUUUAGUAAAUUAAAGGAUGUUUUAGUUUCUGGUAGUUAGGAUUGUUUUGUUAGAAUAUGGGAAAUGGAAUAGAAUUAAUUAUAUAAGAAAAUAUAGACUUUGGAUGGUCAUAAAGCUUCUAUUACUUCUGUGAUAUUUAAUUCAGAUUCAUCCAUUUUAUUUACUGGUAGUAAGGAUUGCACAAUUAAAUUUUGGAGAUAGAAUAUGUCAAAUAAAUGGGUUUUGCAUAGAGAAUUCUAAUAGAAUUAUAUGAUUAGUUAGAUUUCAAUAAGUAACAAUAAUUUUAAUAUAAUUGUUGGUGGUUUUGGUGGAGAAACUACAUUUUAUUAAUCUUAAGAUAAUUGGGGAUGA
This is a messenger RNA of Paramecium pentaurelia, 1821 nucleotides long. The record is from the annotation of a GenBank genome assembly. Lineage: Eukaryota; Ciliophora; Oligohymenophorea; Peniculida; Parameciidae.